AUGAAGAUAGUGUAACUUCGCAUGAGUUUUCGUUUGACAUGUCAGCUGACAGCUUAGAAACGCUUACAAGCAAAAGCAAAUUAAAACAGUCUCUUGAAGGUAGAGUAGCUUUACCCGCAAGUGAAGAAAGUCAAUUUUAUUUAUUUACUGAAGUCGGAUCAAGAAGAAAUUCACAACAUUCUGUCCAAAGUGAACCGUUAUGUGGCAAAUCUAAGUUUAAAAAUGAUUUCAUUGCUAGUACGAUGACUGAUUAUCUCAACUCGCAUCGUCAUUCCAUUGGUUCGGUAAUGGAACUUUUAAGUAACAAGAACGAUGAUGCAUGUUAUCAAAAUUAUGACUCUGUAAAUAAAGAUUUUGAGCAUCUUGAACAAAUAGAAGAUGAUAUGCAACUACUCGAAGAUGAGGAUAUAAAAGGAGAUCCAUUUUUUAUCUUAUCACCUAUAGAGGAAAAAAGUGAACCGUCCACAAGGUCAAGUAGUUGCAAGGGCAGCAGUGGGUCAGGACACGCAGCAAACAAAUAUUUCUCUUUUUCCUGCAAUGCUUUAUCAAAGUCCUAUGAAGAUGGCGAAACUUCAUAUCAGAAGAAAUAUAGCUCUUUUCCUAAAACUAAAAAUGAAUCUUUUUCGAGUAAAGAUAUUAACUAUGACAGCAAUAUGUAUCCCUUAGAACCACGAGAAAUUGAUUUAGAAUCAUUCCAUCAGCUACACACGGCCGAUUCUCAAGAAGAGUUGCAAGAGUUUUUACUUCUUGAAAGUGAAUGCAUGAACGAGAGAGGCAGGGGCCUCGCUUCUGCUUUCAGCGAAGAAAUGGAUGAUUAUCAAUCAAUUGAACCAACACAAACUACAGACCUGUAAGUUCCUAACCCCCAGUUCCUAUAGCACGGCAAGAAAAAUAGAUGACAUUUUCAAAUCAGGUAAUAAACUCACAUUGUUUUGUAUUAUUGGGUUCAUUAAAAAAAAUUGGUUUUGGCAUUUGACUUUACAAAAGCAUUAGGCAAUGUUUUUGUAUAUGUUUGUUUUCAAAUAUCUAAUGGUUAGUUGAAUGUAAUGUACUAAAUAUGUAUGUAUACCUGAGAUUUAGUAAUUGAUA
Anthonomus grandis grandis is the source of this 1089-nucleotide messenger RNA. RefSeq lists its product as uncharacterized. Bases 39 to 854 code for a protein of 271 amino acids. The record is from RefSeq and is a predicted model, not a curated record. The transcript is spliced from 2 exons. Lineage: Eukaryota; Metazoa; Arthropoda; Insecta; Coleoptera; Curculionidae.